Molecule: messenger RNA, 1437 nt
Organism: Alligator sinensis (Chinese alligator)
Lineage: Eukaryota; Metazoa; Chordata; Crocodylia; Alligatoridae
Product: stromelysin-1-like
Exons: 10
Coding region: 1-1437 (478 amino acids)
Biological process (GO): collagen catabolic process; extracellular matrix organization; proteolysis
Cellular component (GO): extracellular matrix
Molecular function (GO): zinc ion binding; metalloendopeptidase activity
Source: RefSeq, a predicted model, not a curated record
AUGAAGAGCUUUCCAUUCCUCAUGUUACUAUAUGUAGCAUUUGCUUAUGCCUUUCCAAUUGCUCCAGAAACAGAAAAGGAAAAUGAAGAUCUGCUGCUUGCUAAGAAAUAUCUGCAAAAAUUCUUCAACCUUGGAAAAGAGGAAAGACCUGCCUUUAAAAGGAAGAGUCUCAAUCCUGUGACUGAAAAAAUCCGAGAAAUGCAGGCAUUCUAUGGACUGGAAGUAACUGGGGAUUUGAAUUUCAAGACUGUGGAAGUGAUGAUGCAGCCCAGGUGUGGAAUACCUGAUGUUAGACAGUACAGCACCUUUCCCAUGUCUCCAAAAUGGAAAACACAAAAUUUGAAAUAUAGGAUUGAAAACUAUACACCAGACCUGGCACCAGUUGAUAUAGAGGCAGCCAUCGAGAAAGCUUUCAAAGUCUGGAGCAACGUGACCCCAUUGACAUUCACCAGGGUUAAUGGCACUGAUGCAGAUAUAAGGAUAUCCUUUGCAUCUGGAUAUCAUGGAGACUUCUAUUCCUUUGAUGGUCCUGGUGGGACUCUGGCUCAUGCCUACCCACCUGGCUAUGGCAUUGGUGGAGAUGCACACUUUGACGAGGAUGAAACCUGGACAAAAGAUUCUAGCUCAUACAACCUGUUUCUUGUUGCUGCACAUGAGUUUGGCCACUCAUUGGGGCUCGAUCAUUCCAAGAUACCUGGUUCCUUAAUGUAUCCAGUUUAUGUAUACAGGGAUCCCAGAGACUACAGACUUUCUCAAGAUGAUAUCAGUGGCAUUCAGAACUUAUAUGGACCCCCAACACACUCCUCUACUGAGCCUUCAGUGUCCACAAACCCCAGAGAACAGACAACAGAAACAUCAACAACAGGCAUAUGUGACCCUCACUUGACUUUUGAUGCUGUCACCACUCUCCGUGGGGAAACACUCUUCUUUAAAGACAGCUAUGUCUGGCGCAAGAGUCCUCACUUCCCAGGCAUUGAGCGUGAUUUAGUCUCUUCAUUGUGGCCAACUCUGCCGUCUGGCUUUGAUGCUGCUUAUGAAAUUGACAAGAAGGAUCGAGUGUUUCUAUUUAAAGGCAACCAAUACUGGGCUAUUAGGGGAUAUGAUAUACAACCAGGUUUCCCUAAGAACAUCCAUACCUUGGGCUUUUCCAAGCAUGUGAAGAAAAUUGAUGCAGCAGUGUAUGAUCAUAAUACCAAAAGAACGUACUUCUUUGUAGAUUAUCAAUACUGGAGCUAUAAUGAGAUCACGCAGUCUAUGGAAAAGGGAUAUCCACGAAAGAUAUCAGUCGACUUUCGAAGAGUUGGUCACAAAGUGGAUGCUGCCUUUCAGGAAAAUGGAUAUUUCUAUUUUUUCCAUGGAUCAAAUCAGUAUGAGAUUGACACCAAGACCAGGAAAGUUAUUCGUAUAAUGAAGAUCAAUGCUUGGUUUAAUUGUUAA